UCAAAAAUUGGCUAUUUUGGCUUUUGCAGCCAUACAGAGACUUCAUUUAUGACAUAGUGACAAGGUGAGCUUUUGUGAUCACCCUUCGUCGGUCGUCCGUCGUCUGUGCGUCAACAAUCUAUUGUCUGCGCGAUAGUGGUUUCAUUUAUGAUUUUAUUUUAACCAAACUUGCACACAACUUGUAUCACCAUAAGAUCUCGGUUCCUUUUUUGAACUGGCUAGAUCCCAUUAUGGGUUCCAGAGUUAUGGCCCCUGAAUGGGCCAAAAUUAGCUAUUUUGACCUUGUCUGCACAAUAGCAGCUUCAUUUAUGAUUUGAAUUUAAUCAAACUUGCACAAAACUGGUAUCACCAUAAGAUCUCGGUUCCUUUCUUGAAUCGGCCAGAUUCCGUAAUGGGUUCCAGAGUUAUGGCCCCUGAAAGGGCCAAAAUUAGCUAUUUUGACAUUGUCUGCACAAUAGCAGCUUCAUUUAUGAUUUGAAUUUAACCAAACUUGCACACAACUUGUAUCUCCACAAGACCUUGCUUCCUUUCUUGAACUGGCGAGAUUCCAUCAUGGGUUCCAGAGUUAUGGCCCCUUAAAGGUCCAAAAUUGGCUAUUUUGGCUUUUUCAGCCAUACAGAGACUUCAUUUAUGGUUUUAAUUUGAUACAAACUUCUAAAAUAUCUUCAACAACAAUAAAUCUUGGAUUCAAUGACAAAUCAGACCCAAUCGUAGGUUCCAGAGUUAUUUUUUAUAUCUGAUUACCUCCCCUGCUUGUAAUCAAAAUGGAUUUAUAUCGGUAAGUACUUAUAGAACUUAUUUGAAAUUUCAUUAUUGUUAUUAGCUGGACUGAGACAAUCAGGGUAGAUAACUAUGGACUGAUUUUAUGUCAAAUUACCUUCCUUUAUUUCAAAUUAAAAUGGGUAUAUCUCCAUAACUAAUGAAGAUACUGAUCUGAAAUUUCAUUUAUGUCAGCUAUAACUUAUACUCGUACAAAGUCGAAAAUAAAAACAAAAGCAUUUAUCAUAUAUCAGCACCUAAUCCAUAUUCACUAAUCUUUACGUACUUUCAGUAAAUUACAGUCCUCCGUAUUGAUAGAUACAUCCAACCGUCUGUAAAAUUACCAGAUUCAACAUUAAAAUGUUAUGUAAAAUUUGUAAAAAGCUGCCGGGGCUCAAUCCAUUGAUCUUUUGAGAUAUAGACGGUCAACAACAGACUGUAUGCAAAUGUUAUGUAAAUAUAUGCAAGUUGACGAGCGUAGCGAGCCGAAAGCAAAUUAAAUAAUAGACAUUCAAGGGUAUUUUGAUGUAAUGAAAAAAUGCAAGCUUUGCCAAAAAGGUGAGGGGGCUCCCCCACCCUGGUUAUGCUCUUGACUUAACAAUCUAAUGUUCACUACAUCUACAAAAACAAAAUAGCUCAGAAAUAAGGUAUUGUUUUUUUUUUAUUGAUAUUGUAUUGGCAGAGGUAUUAAUUGAUAGAUGUGAUAUUUUACAAAAAGCUAAUACAUGCCAUAUAGCUUUUAAGUAAAGUCUGACUUCAAUCAUUUAUAGAUAAUAUACCAUGUGAUAAAAUAUCUUAAAAUAUCAUUUUAAUUUGUGAAGUUUAGUAGUUAGCCUACAUAGAGUGGAACAUUUUAUGUAGAGGUACUUGUUAACCAUUUCGUAAAGAUAGUGCUAAAAUUGUUGGUUAUCAUGUUGUUUUUAGGCGGCCAUAUUGGAUAUAAGGCAGUCAUAUUGGAUUUAUGAUGUAAUACUGGAUUAAAAUGCUUUAGUUGUUAUGUCUAGUGAACGUUAUAUGAUUUUUCUGUUAUCAUAUGGAUGUUUAACACACUCAGAAUCAUACUAUGAAUCACUUCCUGAAAUCCCCUUAACUUUUAGCAGCGAUAUUAAAUUUGGCAGCCAUGUUGGAUACAUAUCAUUUCAAAUAUAAUUUCACUGACUGGUAAUAGACUCUGUUCUUAUCAUUUAAAAUAUUUACAUGUUCAGAUAAAUAUUUACGAAGUUAUGAGGGAAUUCAAAAAGUUCGCACUUUUGUUUCAUUUUUUUUCAACAUAUUACCCCCAAAAUUCAUUGCAUCAUUGAAUUUUGGUAGAUCAUUGACAUGUCAUUCCUGAUAUGUUAUACAUCACACAUGCCAAAUAUCAUUUCUGUGUAAAUAUUUUCCCCUACAUUUUAUAUAUUUACUGGACUACAUUUUAGAUUACAUUACACUGCCCUAUUACAGAUUAUAUAAUAAUACCCUAUUUAAGGAAAUAUUAUAACAACACCCUAUUACAGAUUACAAUAACACGUCCCAUUACAUAAUAAAAAUAUAACAACGCGCUAUUACAGAUUAUAUAACAAUGUCAUAUUACAGUUGUCAUAACAACAGAUAUUAGAACAACGUCAUAUUACAGGUUUUACGGACUGCUAUGGUAUACUUAAGAAACAUAAAAAUGCUGAAAGCGGGGUGUAUUCAGUAACACUGUGGAGGUCCAAGCAAAGGAUACAAGUAUACUGCGACAUGAACACUGAUAAUGGCGGUUGGACGAUUUUCCAAUAUCGCUUCAAUGGGAGUGUUGAUUUCUACAGAAAUUUUACGGAAUAUGAGAAUGGGUUCGGUAAUUUUGAAACAGAGUUUUGGCUAGGUCUUAAAAGUGUACAGGAAAUGACAUCUCAAGGUAAAACUGAACUAAGACUUGAUCUGACGGCGGCUGAUGGCACUGCUGUUUAUGAGACUUUCCAGAACUUUUACCUUGACGAGGGCCCAAACUAUACUCUUCACAUUGAUCCUGGAACGGGUACAGCAGGUGAUAGACAUGGAUUGUCGUAUAAUAAUGGUUACCAUUUUUCAACUUACGACGCUGACCGUGAUUCAUAUUCUGGAAAUUGCGCUGUCGGUCGCCAUGGUGGAUGGUGGUACAAUCACUGCGUCUACGCAAAUCUGAAUGGAGAAUAUGUAACACCAGGAACAUCGCGACCAGGCACGGCACGGGGCGGAAUGGUCUACUACUCAUUUCAACAAGAUAUAUCGCUAAAAGCCGUUAAAAUGAUGUUCCGGCGAGUUUGAAAUCCAGGUGGCUGAAAUUUCAUUAAGGAAGCAGUUUUCAUCUCAAAAUCAUUGAUGAAGAUAACACAUGGUUAUUCAUGACGUAUACUCAACGAAAUUGAAGAUGGACGUUCUUCAUAUUUCUUAGUUUGGAAGAUAAUGUUUUGGUAUUGAUACCCUUGAUUCCAAGUGCAUGCAUGAAGCUUCUAAAUAGUAACAUCUGUUCAUAGUUAUUCUUGUGUCAUUCAGUAUUUAAAUCAUGUACAAACCUUGUGUUGUAAUAGUAUUAAGUAUACACGAUAUCAACCUUCAAUGUUUUACACGUACAUAUUGCUUUCCAGAUUUGUUUUUAUUUUGAUUGUUAAAAUAUAUAUUACGCUUAUAAUUCAUUGAUUGAACUAACUAUUAAUUUCUACUUCCCAGUUGACCUAUCAUGUGUCGUUCCGACGUUAAAUCCAACAAAAUAAACAAAAUUAAUAAAUAAAUAGUUGGUUGUUUAUAACUGAAAAUGAUUGUUCCUGCAAAUAGCAAGCAUUGGCGUUUUCAGGAUUACAUUUUAUAUUUAAUGGACAAUACUGAACAAUUUACGUUACUUUCACAGAUAUUGUUUCAGGAAUACAUAAUCAUUACUAGCAUUAGAUUUAGACUUGUGAUAAUUUUAUUGUAUAAUCCUAUUUAUAUGGCACACUUAGUAAACUGAAACAAGUUUGAAAUAAGACUUUUUAUUGACAUGACAUUUUUGGAGAAGAUUAUUUUAUUUUAGGAUUCCAAUACUGUAACAACUGUACGUUGCUAUUUGUAUCUGUCAAUAUUUUUAAUAUCCAUAACCAAGGUGUACUUCCAAAUAUUUGUAUCUAAUAUUUUAAACGAAUUUUAUUUCUCUAACAUUAACGAUACCAUAGUAAAGUGCACAGAUAGUAGUUUCAAAUCAUAUUUUCUUUAUCCACACUUUGUUUUGUUUAAUAUUGUUAUGUUUGUCAGAUUCUAAGGUAUUUCAUUCCAAAUUUUGAUACAAUUUUGGACAUAUGUAGUUUUGUUCUAAAACACAUGAAGUCGAACUAAUUUCAGCUCCUGUUAAACAAAAUGUAUCCUUAAGUGCCGUGUUAACGGUGCCUCCCUCUAGUUAAAAAAAUGAGCCAAUUAACUUUAUAAAACUGUUUGUCUAAAAUGCGAAUUGGUAUUUAAUAAACUGGUAGAGGAAUGUAAA
Molecule: messenger RNA, 4213 nt
Organism: Mercenaria mercenaria
Lineage: Eukaryota; Metazoa; Mollusca; Bivalvia; Venerida; Veneridae
Product: fibrinogen-like protein A
Exons: 4
Coding region: 2482-3027 (181 amino acids)
Source: RefSeq, a predicted model, not a curated record